Molecule: messenger RNA, 714 nt
Organism: Cutaneotrichosporon oleaginosum
Lineage: Eukaryota; Fungi; Basidiomycota; Tremellomycetes; Trichosporonales; Trichosporonaceae
Source: RefSeq, a predicted model, not a curated record
AUUGUAUGCACAUGCGGAUGCGGACCUCGCGGCAAGCAUUGCCCAAUCGUCCACUUGCAGCGGUCAUUGCGGGUGGGAAUCGCACGGAGUGGCGCCGUCACUGACUACCGUCCGAAGAUGACGCCAUGCGUGCGGAGACCUGCACAAACCCGCCUCAACCCGACGCGGCGACGUGUCACCGUAUCUGUAUCAUGUGAGCCCGAUCAUGUGGCACGGGUCGAUCGUGACUCGUAUGUGUGUGCUCACGUGUCGCUCCACAAGCGAUUGCGCUAUAGCUACACGCUCCAUGUGAUCACUUCAAGCAUGCGUUGUCGCCGGCGGCCUGCCUUUCAGCUCGUGCGGUCAGUCCGCUCCGGUCGGAGCGUCGCCGCGUUGACACUUCGGCACCUCGGCACCUCGGCACUCGGGCGCUUGUCUACUCCGCUCCGGUGUCCGAUCCGAUCAGGUGACGUCCCCGUGACCAGCCCCACCCCGAGUGAGAUGGACGUUGGGCAUGAUGUGAGAACCUCAAUGUUCCAGAGGCCCGUGGAGGUGAGUUUUUGCAGUUCUCACUCGUCCGUGAUGAAUAACAUGUUGUACAUUGUGCCACACAAGCACUGAGUCCCUGCCGGCCUGCAAACGGCCUCUGUGAUGCCGACUUUCCCUCGCCACUUAGAGUCCCAGCGACUAUUCCGCCGGUAGGGCAGUCACUCCGUUGUAUUACGCAUAAGGAUC